AUGGCCGCCACUCAUCCCGUCAUCCUUUCGAACUAUCGACUGCCCGCGUGGCUUUCGUACCUCCUUCCGGGGGAACAAUUCAGUCGAGACAUUGCGGCUACGAGCUACUAUCGAAGUUGGAAGGCGGGCGUCCUCGCGGUUUUCGCAGUCGACACGUACUGGGGUUCGCUCGAAGAUGCUUCGCGCCCUGUCGUCAAGGAACAGCUCGCCGCUAUCCGGGACCAGGUCACGAUGGAUAGCGCGCUCGUACACGAGGCGACCGCGAAGUGCACAAGUCUUGAGGCGUACUUUCUUCACAUUGCGAGCAUCGUCGUUGGAGACACUCGCUAUCUUGACAUCGUUGGCAUCGACGGCAAUCCUUGUCAGGACUCAACCGCUCACGCACUCGGUCAGGCUUACGGCCGGAUCUUGCUUGCUCAGACGCCAAAGGGCGACCUCAUGUUCAAGCUUGCAAAGAUGAUGUCCUGCUUCAGGAACGCCAAACCAGCCCUCAACAAGGACCUCAAAGCGUGGGAGACCGAGACGGGGAAGAAUGUCUGGCACGUCCUCGAGAGCCACCCAGCAGACAUAGGGCGCGUCUUAUCACGAUGCGAUCACGCCCUGCACCACCUUGAGGAGUACAAGGCGAAGUCGUGGCCGAUGGAGGGCCGCACACGCCAUUUGUCUAUGGAGGAGCUCUUUUACACCCUGGCAAGUCUUGCCAGAUACUUGCGAGCUUGUUCUGAAGCACUUCUGACCGGUAGUGAUCCACAGCCUACGGCUGCAACGCUUCUCCAGACCACGCCGCUUGUUGACAAAGCAGUGCAAGGCUGCGAGGUCUGCGCUGCCGAGCAUCUUCGUCACGCAGCCCUACAACACUCGAUUGCCCACACGUCCUUCUCCGCGUUCUUCCCUCGAGCUCGCGCCGACACCGCAAGGCAGAUGCGCGCAUUCUGA
Molecule: messenger RNA, 936 nt
Organism: Rhodotorula toruloides NP11
Lineage: Eukaryota; Fungi; Basidiomycota; Microbotryomycetes; Sporidiobolales; Sporidiobolaceae
Exons: 5
Coding region: 1-936 (311 amino acids)
Source: RefSeq, a predicted model, not a curated record